Messenger RNA from Malania oleifera, 1212 nucleotides. RefSeq lists its product as uncharacterized. Bases 1 to 1212 code for a protein of 403 amino acids. Lineage: Eukaryota; Viridiplantae; Streptophyta; Magnoliopsida; Santalales; Ximeniaceae. The record is from RefSeq and is a predicted model, not a curated record. The transcript has 3 exons.
AUGCCUUACUCAGUGUACCUGCACCUGGGACUUGGAGAGAUUAAGCCCACUUCUGUGGUAUUGCAAUUGGUAGAUCGUUCUGUGCGACGACCAAGGGGGAUAGUGGAAGAUGUUUUGCUCCAAGUUGACAAAUUCUACUAUCUCGUUGACUUUUUGGUCCUGGAUACCCAAGCAGGGGUUGACAUGGAGUCAAAAAUCCCGUUGAUCUUAGGAAGACCAUUCUUGGCUACUGCAAAUGCUUUGAUCAAUUGUAGGAAUGGCCUCAUGAAGCUGUCAUUUGGGAACAUGACUCUUGAAGUUAAUGUUUUCAAUGUUGGAAAGCAACCACGAGACGAGGAUGAGUGCUAUCAAACCUACCUGAUAGACACACUUGUUCAGGAGGAAGUACACUUGCAUAAAGAUUUUGAAUCCUUAGAUUACCUCCUCCAUAACUCCAACUUUGAUCCAUUGCUAUUUCCUAUAAAUACUAUUAAUAUUUCUGCUGAUUUUGAUGAAAAACAGGAUAAGCAAUUGAAAUAUUGGCAACCACGCUUUGAAGAGUUGCCAAGUGAUAGAGAAAAGCUGAAACCCUCGACCUUGGAAGCACCAAAAUUUGAACUUUUCUCACUGCCCAAAGGUUUGAAGCAUGCAUUCUUAGGAGCAGGUUGGGUCAUAACUGACAUUAAAGGUAUUUCCCCACUGAUAUGUUCCCAUAAGAUCCAUUUAGAGGAAGGAACUCAACCCCGUAGAGACCCCCAAAGAAGACUUAAUCCUACAAUGAAAGAAGUUGUUAAGAAAGAAGUCUUAAAAUUAUUAGAUGUUGGUAUAAUCUAUCCAAUAUCUGAUAGUCAAUGGGUGAGUCCAACACAGGUAGUUCCUAAGAAAUCAGGGGUGACUGUGGUGGAAAAUGAGGAUGGAGUAUCUAUUCCAACUAGGGUAGUGACUGGGUGGCGAAUGUGCAUCGACUAUAGAAAAUUAAAUUCUGCCACCCGGAAAGACCACUUUCCAUUGCCUUUUAUUGACCAAAUCUUAGAGCGAGUAGCUGGUCAUCCCUUCUAUUGCUUUCUUGAUGGAUAUUCUGGAUAUUAUCAAAUAGAGAUAGCUAUAGAAGAUCAGGAUAAGACCACUUUUACAUGUCCUUUUGGUACUUUUGCUUUUCAUAGGAUGCCAUUUGGUUUAUGUAAUGCGCCUGCUACUUUUCAGCGUUGUGUGAAGAAAAAGGACUUGUGUUGA